UAUGUGUAUUUUUUCCUAGUCCUAGGGUAGUAGUUUCUUUUUUUUUUUUUCAUUUUCUUUUUGUUAAGUGUGAAGAAGUUUAUCAGGGAUUCGAAGCUUGCUUGAACCUCUUAGGCCAAGCCUUGGGCAACAGGAGAAAAUGAUGUGGCUUUCAAGGUGCUUUAUUGUGGGAUAUGCCACUCAGAUCUUCAUAUGAUCAAGAAUGAAUGGGGCCAAACUGUUUAUCCUCUUGUUCCUGGACAUGAGAUAACCGGAGAAGUGACAGACGUGGGUUGUAAGGUAAAGAAGUUCAAAGUUGGGGAUAGAGUUGGAGUGGGGUGCAUGGUUGGGUCAUGCCACUCCUGCGAUGACUGCAACAACAAUCUUGAAAACUACUGCUCAGGAAUGAUACUCACCUAUGGUGCAAAGUACCAUGACGGAACUAUUACAUAUGGAGGUUACUCUGAUAUUAUGGUUGUUGAUGAGCACUUUAUAGUCCGUAUUCCAGAUAAUCUACCUCUUGAUGCUGCCGCACCUCUUCUGUGCGCUGGGAUUACAGUGUAUAGUCCACUGAGAUAUUAUGGACUUGAUAAGCCUGGUUUGCAUGUGGGUGUGGUUGGACUGGGUGGACUAGGUCAUGUGGCCAUUAAAUUUGCCAAGGCUAUGGGGGUCAAGGUGACAGUGAUCAGCACCUCUCCUAACAAGAAGAAGGAAGCUAUGGAAAAUCUUGGUGCUGAUUCCUUUUUGGUUAGCCGGGACCAAGAUCAGCUUCAGGCUGCCAUGGGGACAAUGGAUGGUAUAGUCGAUACAGUAUCUGCCAAACAUCCUCUGUUGCCCUUGCUUGGGUUGUUGAAGAAUCAUGGAAAACUUGUUCUUCUUGGUGCUCCAGAGAAGCCACAUGAGCUACCAGUUUUUCCUUUGCUCAGUGGGAGGAAGCUAGUCGGUGGUAGUGGCAUUGGAGGGAUGAAAGAGACUCAAGAGAUGAUUGAUUUUGCAGCCAAACACAAUGUGAAACCAAACAUUGAAGUCAUACCAAUUGACUAUGUGAAUUCUGCCAUGGAGCGCCUUGCAAAAUCCGAUGUUAAAUACCGAUUUGUCAUUGACAUUGGGAACACAAUGAAGGCUACAUCUUAAUGUUAUGCUUCAUAUAUAUUAAUGUGACAUGCAUGUUGGUGACAUUAGUACUAAGUUUUUGUUGUUCUCUGUAUUUGUUUUGUUCAGUUCUUCCUGAUAUAAGUUGUCAAAACAGCAUGCUCUUGUUUAAACUAGGAUUCAGAUUUACAAUUAAAUAAUUGUGUUUGAGGAUAUAUGAGGGAAUAAAUUUCUUUUGGCCUAUAAGCUUAAAAUUGAGAUUUUUUUGUGUUACUAACUAAUGAAAGCCAAGAAAUUUUUUCUUUUUUUUUUAUUCAAAAAAAUUGAACUCAGCUCUUUUAAUGUAAGAAUACAUACAUUUACCCAAAUGUUCAAAUACAUUUGGUUACUUUGUUAACGCCAUUUGUACAUUCUAAAAGCCCUA
Durio zibethinus is the source of this 1495-nucleotide messenger RNA. Its product is annotated as putative mannitol dehydrogenase. Gene Ontology annotation, molecular function: oxidoreductase activity, acting on the CH-OH group of donors, NAD or NADP as acceptor; zinc ion binding. The record is from RefSeq and is a predicted model, not a curated record. Lineage: Eukaryota; Viridiplantae; Streptophyta; Magnoliopsida; Malvales; Malvaceae.